Messenger RNA from Caenorhabditis angaria, 849 nucleotides. The record is from the annotation of a GenBank genome assembly. Lineage: Eukaryota; Metazoa; Nematoda; Chromadorea; Rhabditida; Rhabditidae.
AUGAAUAUUCAGGCGAUUAUUUGUAGUUUUAUAUUGGCUAUUGGACUUGUUUUACUUUGCGUUUCAACGAAUACGUGAGUUUUUUUGGGCUAGAAAUUUGCAUUAUCUAAUUUUUGAAAUGGCGGAAACGCCAGGCACACAAAAUAUAGCGAUUGGCGAAUCUGGUGAUUUGUCGGCGAGUUGUUUUCUUCAAAUGUUUCUUUUUUUCGAAAAGCGUUGUGUACGGUAGCCGGGCGUGGUAUGUAAAACGUAAUAAUCAAAGGAUGAUUAGAAAGUGUACCCGCUUCAUGCAGGAGCUCUCAAUUUUCCUUGAAUUUUUGAAAAGGCGGAAACGCCUUGCAGACUUUGAAUUUCACCAGUUUCCGCCUCUCAUCAAAUACACAUACACAUAAAACAUAGCAGCUGGCAUAUCUAGUGAAUUGUCUACUAGUCGAUGUGUUCAUAUAAUUGUCAUUCCCUGUGAAAGUGCACACACAAGCGUUGUACUGAGUAUUUAUUAGGCUGAUUGGAAAGUGUACCCGCUUGAUUAUGUCAUGCAGGAGCUUUCGAUCUUCCUGAAAUUUUUGGAAAGGCGAAAACGCCUUGGAAAAAAUCAGAAUUUCGAAAUCUCUCAAUUUCAUUUUCAGCGCCGACGAUGAUUCUGAUUUCACCAAACAAACCUAUCAAAUUCUCCUAAUCAUCGGAAUUGUUCUAACUGUUAUUGGCACUUUAUCAUAUGCUUAUACAAUUUAUGAAGUGAUUAUGAGAGCUCAUAAUAAAUUCAAAAAUAAGAAAAUGCGAAAAUUGGAGCAACAAGUUGUUCGAAGAAGAACUGCCACGUUGGCAGCGAUGGAAAAGGGAACUAAAUGA